Messenger RNA from Penicillium odoratum, 2343 nucleotides. RefSeq names its product thioredoxin domain-containing protein. The coding region runs from base 1 to 2343 and encodes 780 amino acids. The transcript has 4 exons. Lineage: Eukaryota; Fungi; Ascomycota; Eurotiomycetes; Eurotiales; Aspergillaceae. The record is from RefSeq and is a predicted model, not a curated record. Gene Ontology annotation, biological process: carbohydrate metabolic process.
AUGUCGUCCAGCAUGCAGUCGCACCACGACAUGGCAGAAUCGAACCCCAAGCUGGUUAACAGGCUUCAGAAUAGCAGAUCUCCCUAUGUGAGGGGCCACAUGAAUAACCCUGUGGCAUGGCAGCUUUGGGAUGCAGAAUCAAUUAAUCUCGCUAAAAAGCACAACCGCCUGAUCUUUCUCAGUAUUGGAUAUUCGGCUUGCCACUGGUGUCAUGUCAUGGAGAAAGAGUCUUUCAUGUCCCCUGAAGUCGCUGCUAUCCUAAACGAGUCUUUUGUUCCCAUUAAAGUCGACCGCGAAGAGCGACCAGAUAUUGAUGAUAUUUACAUGAACUACGUCCAGGCCACCACAGGCUCUGGUGGUUGGCCUUUGAACGUUUUUCUUACCCCCGACCUAGAGCCCGUUUUCGGAGGAACUUACUGGUCCGGCCCAAACUCAACUUCAAUGCAUGGUCCAGAAACUAUUGGAUUUGUUGAGAUUUUAGAAAAGCUCCGGGACGUCUGGGUGACACAGCAGCAGCGGUGUUUAGAGAGCGCAAAGGAUAUUACGAAACAGCUUCGAGAGUUUGCCGAGGAAGGAACUCAUUCAUCACAUACGGAUCGUGAAACAGACGAAGACCUGGAUUUAGAGCUUUUGGAAGAGGCUUAUCAACAUUUCGCGUCCCGAUACGACUCCAUUAAUGGCGGAUUUGGCCGGGCACCCAAAUUCCCCACACCGACCAACCUCGGCUUUCUUCUACGGCUGGCUACAUACCCAAGUCAGGUUGUGGAUAUGGUGGGACAAGAUGAAUGUGAGAAGGCGACCGCCAUGGCCGUCACAACACUGGUGAAUAUGGCUCGCGGAGGAAUUCGAGAUCACAUUGGCCACGGAUUUUCUCGGUACAGUGUUACUGCCAACUGGAGUCUUCCUCAUUUUGAGAAGAUGCUUUACGACCAGGCGCAGCUGCUUGAUGUCUAUGUGGAUGCGUUUAGAUUGACCCAUGACCCUGAAUUGCUCGGUACUGUUUAUGAUCUUGCCACUUACUUGACGACUGCUCCGUUGCAAUCGCCUACGGGUGGCUUCUUUUCCUCGGAGGAUGCCGAUAGCUUUCCGAACCCGAAUGAUACCGAGAAGCGAGAGGGCGCCUUUUACGUUUGGUCCUUGAAGGAACUCACCCAGGUGCUCGGUACCCGGGAUGCUCCAGUCUGCGCUCGUCAUUGGGGUGUACUUCCAGAUGGGAACGUUGCAGCCGAGUACGAUCCGCACGAUGAAUUUAUGAACCAGAAUGUGCUGCAGAUCCGAGCAACCCCGAGCAAGCUGGCCAAAGACUUUGGCCUAAGUGAAGAGGAGGUCGUGAAAAUAAUCAAGAGUGCAAAGCAAAAGCUGCGUGACUACCGCGAGAAAACCCGGGGUCGGCCCGACCUGGAUGAUAAGAUUAUUGUGGGCUGGAAUGGAUUGGCGAUCGGUGCCCUGGCCAAGUGCAGCGUCUUGUUCGAGGAGAUCGACAGCUCAAAGGCAAUUCAAUGCCGAGAUGCCGCCGCUCGGGCGAUUCACUUCAUUAAAGACAACCUUUUCGACAAGGCGACCGGGAAGUUGUGGCGCAUCUACCGCGACGGCAACAGGGGAGAUGCCCCGGGUUUUGCUGAUGAUUAUGCAUACUUGAUUGGUGGUUUGCUGGACAUGUACGAAGCUACCUUUGAUGAUAGCUACUUGCAAUUUGCAGAGCGACUUCAGAAAUACCUGAAUGAUAAUUUCCUUGCGAUGAAUGGCUCGAUGCCGGCCGGCUACUACAACACCCCAUCGGCCAUGAUUCCUGGCAUGCCCGGCCCCCUCCUCCGCCUGAAGACAGGUACUGAAUCUGCUACACCCUCGGUCAACGCAGUGAUUGCGCGGAAUCUUUUGCGACUGGCAGCUUUCCUCGACGAUCCAGAGUACCGGACCCUGGCGCAACAAACAUUGAAUUCGUUUUCAGUCGAGAUCAUGCAGCAUCCCUUCCUGUUUGUCGGGAUGUUAGACGUCAUUGUAGGCCUGCAGACGGGGACUCGUACUUUCACAGGAGUCUUCGCUACCGCCGAAAUCCCGACACCUCCUGGAUUGCGUCAAGACAGCGAGAAUAGCCCGCCCGAGUCAGCGUACGAUCUUGUUAAGAAACGGCUUCGAAAGGAGACUGGUAGUGGUAUAUCUUCCACAGUCACCGUAGCCUCACUGGUGGACAUCCGACCCUCACACCUUAAGGAUUUUGUGGGUAACCAAUCCUUCUGGCUGAAGUCGCGUAACCCGAUGUACAAAGACUUGAAAGCUGCCGACCCAGCGAAGAACUAUCUGCUAGCGUGUGAAGCUGGGUCAUGCAAAAUAGUGGAUCUGUAG